Molecule: messenger RNA, 690 nt
Organism: Andrographis paniculata
Lineage: Eukaryota; Viridiplantae; Streptophyta; Magnoliopsida; Lamiales; Acanthaceae
Product: transcription factor PRE6-like
Exons: 2
Coding region: 284-595 (103 amino acids)
Biological process (GO): regulation of DNA-templated transcription; regulation of growth
Molecular function (GO): protein dimerization activity
Source: RefSeq, a predicted model, not a curated record
UGUCUUCAUCACCUCCAACACUCCCUCAGCUCCCCGGCCACCUUCUUCUCUUUUUAAUCUCUCUCUCUCUCUCUCUCUCUCUCUACCCUACAUAAUAUAUAUAUAUAUAUAUAUAAAGGAACACACUUUUCUAGCUUAGCUUCACUUGACUUCACUUAAAUCGAUCAUUGUGAGCUCCUAUACAUACACACAACACAUUAUCUACCUACAGGCCUGCCUAUUCUACUUCCCACAUACAUAUAUCACACUGUCUAUCUCUAUAUCUAUAACAAACAAGAAUAUAAUGUCGAGCAGACGAUCAUCGAGGAGCAGCAGGGCCGCAGCAGGAAGUUCCAGAAUAAGCGACGAUCAGAUCGCCGAUCUCGUCUCCAAGCUGCAGCAGCUCAUCCCUGAGAUCCGCAACUCCUCCCGCCGCCGCAGCAGCAGCUCCGACCACAAGGUGGCGUCGGCUUCGAAGGUGUUGCAGGAGACGUGCAACUACAUAAGGAACCUGCACAGGGAAGUGGACGACCUCAGCGAACGCCUCUCCCACCUGCUCCAGACCACUGACAGUGACAGUGCCCAAGCAGCCAUUAUUAGGAGCUUGCUUAUGUGAUUCAUUCAUUCUUUAUUUUCAAUUAAUCAUAAUUAAUUAAUUAAUUACUGCUGUAUUAUUUUGUUUCCAAGAUAUAUAUAAUUAAUGUUCAUCAA